AUUUGCAAGUGUAAAAUACCAAAAAUUAAUUAAUUAAUUGUUUUUUUAGCAUAAUAUAUCUCCGAGUCCGACUUUAAGCUUUCCUACACAUAUCCACUCUCACGGCUCUGUUCAUCGUCGUCUUCAUCAUAACCAUCAUCAUCGUCUUCGUCGUCGUCGCUGUCAAAAUAUAAUUCCGCAGAUAAAAAAGAAUAAACCGAGUGACGGCGUUUUGCACUAAGAAAACCCUAGAAUUGUCCAUUAAAAUUCUUCGGUCUUCGAGGUCGAAGACCGAUUAACAACUUCUUCAGGAAAUAAAAAAAACUAGGCACUGGAUUCUGCUGAAGUUGAAUUUAGAAUGGGAAAUCGUGGACAAAAGCGUGCCGAAACGGUCGAAGACUUGCCGGCCGAUAAGCGGGCAUGUAGUUCAAUGGAAUUUAGAGCGAGUUCAUCGAACUCGUCGGUUCAAACCCAAAUGAAUCCCACCAACUCGACACCUGAAACCAAUGACCAUGACAUGGAUACUUCAUCAUCUGCUUCAGCUUCUAGCAGGUCUGAGGGAGAACAUGAGAAGGAUUCGGCAUAUGGGUCUUGUGAUUCCGAUGAUGGAGAACAAAGACACAAUGAUCUACGCGACUAUCACAGGCGGAGAUCGUCUGGGGAUCAUGGCAAAUUUAAGAGGAUCAUAACAAGUCUGCGUGAAGAAACAGAGCCUUCUGGGCAGUUAGCAGUGCUUACAGAGCUAUGUGAAGUAUUGUCGUUUUGUACAGAGAAUUCACUUUCAAGCAUGACUUCUGACUCCUUGGCACCUCAUCUUGUUAAGCUUGCAAAGCACGAGACUAACCCUGAUAUUAUGCUUUUGGCUAUUAGAGCUAUAACUUAUUUAUGUGAUGUAUAUCCCCGAUCAUCGGCUUUCCUUGUUCGGCAUGAUGCAGUUCCUGCUCUCUGCCAAAGAUUAAUGGCUAUUGAAUACCUGGAUUUAGCUGAGCAGUGUCUGCAAGCAUUAGAAAAAAUAUCCCGAGAGCAAGCUCUGGCAUGCUUACAGGCUGGGGCAAUUAUGGCCGUUCUGAGUUUUAUCGAGUUCUUUUCAACCAGCAUACAGAGAGUUGCUAUUUCUACUGUUGUUAAUAUAUGUAAGAAACUUCCUUCUGAAUGCCCAUCACCUUUCAUGGAGGCUGUUCCUAUAUUGUGCAAUCUUCUUCAGUAUGAGGAUAGGCAGCUUGUUGAAAAUGUAGCUGUUUGCUUGAUCAGAAUUGUAGAUCGUGUGAGUCAGUCUCCUGAGAUGCUGGACGAGCUUUGUACACACGGCCUGAUACAACAAAUAUCUCAUCUUAUAAAUUCAAAUAGCCGAACUACUGUAUCCUCACAAAUUUAUAAUGGCUUGCUAGGGCUGCUUGUGAAACUUUCUUCUGGUUCAAUUGUAGCAUUCAGGACUCUAUAUGAGCUUAAUGUAAGCAGUAUCUUGAAGAAUAUAUUAUCCACCUAUGACCUCUCACAUGGAAUCUCUUCACCUCAUAUGCUUGAUGGGCAUAGUAACCAGGUAUAUGAAGUUUUGAAGUUGUUAAAUGAGCUACUCCCUACAGCUGGAGACCAAGAUAAUCAACAGUUGUUGGAUAGGGAAUCCUUCUUAGUUAGUCGACCAGAGCUUCUGCAUAAGUUUGGAAUGGAUAUACUUCCGUUGAUUAUCCAGGUGGUAAAUUCUGGUGCAAACUUAUGUAUUUGCUAUGGCUGCCUGUCUGUUAUCAACAAGUUUAUUCAUUUGAGCACAUCCGACAAGCUUGUUGAAUUGCUUAAGAAUGCCAACAUUUCAAGCUUUUUGGCUGGAGUUUUUACUCGAAAGGAUCCUCAUGUCUUGUUCUUAGCUCUACAGAUUGUUGAGUUGAUCCUUCAAAAGCUUUCUUAUAGUUUCUUGGACUCUUUUGUAAAGGAAGGUGUCUUUUUUGCCAUCGAUGCGCUGUUAACACCAGAAAAAUGCCCAGUGUUAACGCCAGAAAAAUGUUCACAGUUGACAAUCCCCGUGUUCAAUGGUGUACAGUUAUCAUUUGAUUCAAGUCAAAAGUCUUCUUCCAGGGAGGUUCUUAGAUGUUUAUGUUUUGCAUUUGCAUAUGGUAGAUCAGCACCAGUAUCUGAAAGAGGAAGUUGCAAGCUUGAGAAUGAUUCUGUUUACAAUCUUGCAAAAAACAUAAAAACCAAUUACUUCUCAUCGGAAGUGUUUGAUUGUGACAAAACAUUGACUGAUGUUCUCCAAAAGCUUAGAACUUUUUCUGCUGCAUUAAGUGAUUUGAUGAGCAUCUCCACAGGCAAGGAUGCUUUUGACCUGCAUAAAGAAGAAUUCUAUGGUAUAUUGCAUCAAGUUAUAAAAAAGCUUAAUGGAAGAGAACCCAUCUCCACGUUUGAAUUUAUUGAAAGUGGAAUUGUUAAAUCUUUAGUCAAUUACCUGUCCGAUCGCCAGUCUUUGAGGAAAAAGGGGGAAUGCUGUGGUGUUCAUGAUAAUAUUAAUGCUGUAGAAGAAAGAUUACAAGUGUUUACAAGGACACUUUUGUAUGCUUCAGAUCCUUUGUCACAGGAGUUGCCCAUAUCAACAUUAAUUCGGAAACUACAAAAUGCAUUAUCUUCUUUAGAAAAUUUUCCCGUCAUUUUGGGCCAUGCGGCGAAGCUGAGGAACUCAUUUGCUGUGGUGCCAAAUGGACGUUGCACAACAUAUCCAUGUAUAAGAGUUCGUUUUAUGAGAGGUGAAGGGGAGACAUGCCUUUGUGAUUAUUCUGAAGAUGUUUUGACUGUUGACCCUUUUUCUUCAAUGGAUGCUAUUGAAGGAUAUCUGUGGCCCAAAGUUAUGGUAGGCAAAAAUAUUAUUGAAUCAGUCACUCGUGCUAUGGACCAGGCAGAAUGUCUAUCACUUCAAUCAUCAUCACCCACAAGCUUUAAUCCUGGUGGAAGUCCGGAUCAUAUGGAGCCCAAUAGGAUGCAGACAGGUUUGCCUGUGAUGCAGGAAGAUGAGGUUAAUUUAUCAGGGUCUGCACCUGAACAAGGAGUCGAUUUGCGAGAGACUAAUCAUGGAGCAUCUUUGAAUGAAACUCAUAUUGGUUCUGCAGAGAGAGAAGUGCAAUUUUCUUCAGAGGCUGAUAAUGAUAUGGAGACGGAUCUUCCUGCAUCAAGUAGCAGUGAUAAUUCUGUGCCAAAGUUAUUAUUUUUCCUCGAAGGGCAACAGCUGGAUCGGGCAUUGACUUUAUACCAGGCAAUUCUGCAGCAGCAAAUUAAAGAUCAUGAGAUGGUCACCAGCACGAAAUUGUGGAGUCAAGUGUAUAAAGUAACAUAUAGAAGAGCUAUAUAUGGACAUGGUAAUCCCAAGGGUUGUUCUUGUUCAGCCCAAAAUUCUGACAUAUCAGAUAAAGUUGGGGGACAUUUUUUCUCUGGCAUGUUUGAUUCAAAACUUGUUUCUGACUUGGAGAAUUCAAGUCCUACAUAUGACAUAUUAUAUCUGCUUAAGAUCUUGGAAAGAGUGAAUAGGUUUAUUUUUCAUAUAAUGUCUCGAGAAAGAAUAUGUGGUUUUGCUGAAGGGAAGUUUGAUAACUUGGAUAACUUAAAAAUUGCAGUUCCUUCAGUUGCGCAGAAUGAGUUUGUAAAUAGUAAGUUGACAGAAAAGCUAGAACAGCAAAUGAGGGACACUUUUGCCGUAUCCACUGGUGCUAUGCCUUUUUGGUGUAAUCAGUUGAUGGCUUCAUGCCCCUUUUUGUUUAGCUUUGAGGCAAGAUGCAAGUACUUCAGAUUGGCAGCAUUUGGUCCUCUGCUCCUUCAACCUCAUGCACCAUUAUCCCAUAGUGAUUCAGGGGGAACAAGUGACAGACGAGUAAGUUCUGUUAGCUUGCCUCGUAAGAAGUUUUUAGUUUUUCGCAACCGAAUACUGGAUUCGGCUGCCCAAAUGAUGGAUUUGCAUGCCAGCAAUAGGGUGCUUCUUGAGGUGGAAUAUAAUGAAGAAGUUGGUACUGGUCUUGGCCCAACUUUAGAAUUUUAUACUUUGGUCAGUCAUGAGUUCGAGAAGUCUGGUCUAGGCAUGUGGAGGGAGGGAUAUAGAUCUACCUCAAAUAUUGGUUUGCUGACUGAGGAUGCUCAAUCUGUGACAUGUGGUCUUGGUCUUUUUCCUCGCCCGUGGUCAUCUAAAUCAGAGGCAUUGGAUGGCAUUCAGUUUACUGAAGUAGUAAAAAGAUUUGUCCUUUUGGGGCAAUUGGUUGCCAAGGCUCUUCAGGAUGGAAGAGUUUUGGAUCUGCAUUUCUCCAAAGCCUUCUAUAAGCUUGUUCUUGGCCAGGAAAUUGGGCUGUUCGACAUCCAGUCAUUUGAUCCUGAGCUCGGCAGGACACUGCUAGAGUUUAAGGCUAUCGUAGAUAAAGAAAAGGUUUUGAAAUCAAUGUCUGCUGAAAAUUCCACAUUAAAACUUGACUCAAGCUUCCGGAAUACCAGAAUUGAGGAUCUUUGCCUUGAUUUUACCCUGCCUGGAUAUCCUGAUUAUAUUCUUACCUCUGAGGCUGAUUGCGACUCGGUAAAUAUGAGAAACUUGGAGGAUUAUAUUUCACUUGUUGUGGAUGCUACUAUAAAUGCUGGAAUUUCCAGACAAGUGGAAGCUUUUAAAUCUGGAUUUAACCAGGUUUUCCCCAUUAAACAUCUUCAGAUCUUCACUGAAGAAGAAUUGGAGCAUCUACUAUGCGGAGAACAUGAAUCUUGGGUGUUUAACGAUCUCCUUGAUCAUAUCAAAUUUGAUCAUGGAUACACUGCUAGCAGUCCUCCUGUUAUUAGUCUGCUUGAGAUCAUUCAAGAGUUUGACAAGAAAGAGAGACGAGCAUUUCUGCAGUUUGUGACUGGGGCACCUCGCCUACCUCCUGGAGGUUUGGCAUCUCUCAAUCCAAAGUUAACAAUUGUUCGGAAGCAUUCUAGCAACUGGGUGGACACAGACCUACCAAGCGUGAUGACGUGUGCAAAUUAUCUUAAAUUGCCGCCUUACUCAUCAAAAGAGAGGAUGAAAGAGAAACUGUUAUAUGCGAUAACAGAGGGGCAAGGAUCCUUCCAUCUUUCUUAGUAUCGCCUAUUCCAAGCUGUAAAGGUGCGCAUGUUAAAAUGUGAAUUUGUAAUUAUUAGAGUAGGCGCAGGUGAUGUAGAUAGAUGAAAAGAAUGGGUGGCAAGUGGAGCUGAUGCUAAUUGUUGGUAAAGGGAGCUGAUUGGUGUGGAACAAGAGUGGGCUUUUUCCUCUUCUCUGACUAGUUCGUUGGACUGUGUAAAUAACUGGCAAGUUUAGAUGGUUGAUUUACUUUUAUGGUGGGAUUUGUACAGAAAAAAGGGGGCAAGGUAGAUCAGUGUCACUUUCAACAUCGUGUAGAAAAGUUCUGUACAGUGAUAUUCAUUAUAACAGGGUAAUUAAAUUGGUUGGUUUUGUGCUUUCAAUGAUAUUGUAGGUCAUAAGCAAAUGGCGUAUAAAAAUCCCUCUGUUUAUUAUUUUUA
Ziziphus jujuba (common jujube) is the source of this 5466-nucleotide messenger RNA. RefSeq names its product E3 ubiquitin-protein ligase UPL4. Lineage: Eukaryota; Viridiplantae; Streptophyta; Magnoliopsida; Rosales; Rhamnaceae. Gene Ontology annotation, molecular function: ubiquitin protein ligase activity. The transcript is spliced from 18 exons. Gene Ontology annotation, biological process: protein polyubiquitination; proteasome-mediated ubiquitin-dependent protein catabolic process. The record is from RefSeq and is a predicted model, not a curated record. The coding region runs from base 338 to 5047 and encodes 1569 amino acids.